AUGACAUCAUUUUCAAAUUCAAUAUCAUCAGCCCCGUUCAGCAAUAAUCCUUUCCCAAGAGAUGAUUCUUUUCAGAUCUCGAUCAAUUCCUUCACUCUCUCAACAAUUUUGAGUCAAAUGAAUGUGACAUGUGGUCACGCUCAUUCUUCAUCAAUUUCUCAAACUCCAACUCCUCUUUACCAUCAACCUUCAAGUAAUACCUUCCAGAGUUAUGUCAACAACAAGCAGUCUUCUCAAUCCGUUACUCUAUCUUCAUUUUCAAGUGUGAUGGAUGCGGAAUCCUUCUCAUUUUCAUUCCGCUCAACUCAUCAUCGUCACUUACAUAACAGUUGUAGCAUCAACAACAAUCACCUCGUGUUUCCUCUCGUUCAAAAAUCACCAAUUCCAAUCUCUCCGAAGCCAUCACACCAUCAUCAUCACGACAAAAGUGGAAGUGGCUCUCUUCUUCUUCCUGAUAUUAAAUGUCCAACUCCACUCUCUCAACUUUCACUUUCAUUCACAAUUCUAUUAAUUGUGAUUCAAGACCUUCCUUGUUGUGAUGAUGGGAAAGAUGUUGCAAGAGAACAUGUCGACUCACAAUCAUCAUCCUUUCAGCAACAUUACAAAUACACACAACAUGUUCAACUGUUAGACGUGAUCAUUGAAAAGCAAAAAUCAUUACGGCAGCUUGGUGUUCUGCCCGUCCUUGUAUUUUCUGAUAAAUCAAGUGAGGAAGAAUGUUUCAUCAAUAGGAGUCAAUCUCACAUGUUUCGAAUUGUGGAUGAACAGUAUGAAUUGACAAGACAAUUAAUUGACCUUGUUUUGGAGGAAGAGGUGCAUUCCAAUUGUGUCUCUAUGAAUUCAAAUCAUGAACCUCAACAACAACAUCAACAACAACACGCAUCGACACCGUCACAACAGUUUCUGCAUCCACAGCAGACAGCUCAACUUAAUCAUCAUUCAACAACUCCCAGAAAAGGUCAUCCACAGCCAUCCUCUCACAAACACAUUUCAGAAUUUCCAAACACAACAACUCACUCCAUGAUGAACAACACAUGUCACAAUAACGUUGGAAGGGAAAGUCAUUCAAAAUUAUUACCUAAAUUGUUUCUCAUUCGUGACGGCAAACUUGUUUUCCAUUGGGACGAGAGUACAAUGAUGGACAAGAAUGAUGUAAUUGGAAAUGUCCUUUCGACCAUUGUGUUAAAACUACCUCAAUGUACCAUGUCAACAGAAGAUAUCACAUUAUCCGAUGAGAAUGAAACCAAAGGUGUAAUAAUUAAUAAUGGAAGCAACCUUAAUUCGAAAUCGUCUAAUGUGAGUUCAGAAAAGAUAAGUCCUUCGAAUGUGUCAUCCUCUUCAAAUCACCAGCAAAAUUACAUUGUUGUACCCACUGGAAUGUCACUUCAGGAUGCAUUUGGAGUAUUGACAGGGAGAUGCAGUGCUCGUUCUCAUUCCAAUGGUUCUGCAAGCGGUGGUGGCGAAGAGAAUCAUUUUCUAGGUGCUGUCCAAGUGGAGGAACCAUUUGCCACUCUUGAUUACAACAUGGGAAAAUCCAUUCAUUCACCUCAUCAUCAGCUACUAAUGCAAGAGAAUUGUCGUGACCACAAUAGUUUUGAACAAACAGAAAAUGCGGCUGACUCGACCAAUCCUGUCUCAAUUUCCCAAUUUGUUUCUGAGAUGUUCGAUACCAGAGAUGAUGAACAUCAACCAAUAGAGAAAUCUUCCAGUGUCAAGAAGCAUCAUGCACCUCUCUCUUCAAAUUUAUCGUCAUCGAUAGGCACAACUUCUCGUCACACAUGUCAAACCACAGUUUUGGAAUCCUCAUCUCCAUCCAUUCAGUUACAAUUCUCUCACAACCAUGAGAACAACAAAUACAACUCGAAUGCCUCAAUACUCCCAUCCCCAGCUUCUGUUCAUGACACUCCCUUACUUGGAAAUUCAACAAAAAUUGACAAAAAUUUUCAACAAAACCACUUGUCGACGAGUUCACUUUCUGUUGCUCUUGUCGAUUCGAAUACCUCCUCUUCAACUCUAAUAUCUGGAAAUCAUGCCACUGAUAUGUCAACCUCUCAGCACCACUGCAUUCCAAAUACGAGCUCUCUUUCUCUCAACACAGAAACACUCACUUCAUCAUCAAAGGCUAAUACUCCUCCUACUACUAACAUUUCUGCUGAAAUUUUAAUGCAACGAAAACGAUUUUCUCUUUUUAGAAAACUAAGGGAAAAAUUCCAAGUGGAAAAAAUUGAAUUGGAACAGCAACGACUCGAACGAGAAAUGCAACUCUUGAAAAGUGAAAAGAAGAAAAAGAACCAUUCAGAAAUGAAAGUGAGAGAGAGUCCAUCAAAAAGAUCCAUCUUUGCCCUUUGUUUUGGUUUCUCGAAAGAAGUUAUUGAUGAUGAAACCUCUCCUCUUUCACGCCCAAGUGUCGAAAAAUCAGCUGCAAAAGGAAAUGUGUAUCUCGAUUCGUAUGAGCAAUCCAUUUCUGAAAUGUAUCAAAUUAUGCAUGACGAUAUGAAACGACAAUAUUUCAAGUUGUAUAGUUUGAAACAAUUCAACGCAGAGAAUUUGCUCUUCUACGAGGAUGUGAAACUCUUCUACAAGAAGAUUGUCUUAGAACUGAAAAAGCCAUACAUGACACUUUUCACUUCUUCUAAAAACACGUCCAUCCAAAAGAAUGAUUUAAUCCAUGACACUUCAUCUAGCAGCAAUAGGCAAUCGUCAUCCACAACAACCGCAACCACGAACACAACAAAAGUUACACACUCAAUCUCUCUUCUUGAUUCCACCUCAACAGCUCCAUCUUCUACAAGAAAAUCCAAAUUUCCAAGUAUUGGCUUUGCUUCGAAACGAUCUCAAGCACCAUCUGCUGGAGGCUCUUCUCCUUCUUCUCACUCCAAAUCUCUUUCGAGUACCUCCAUCAUUGAAACAAAGAGUCGUUUUGGCAGACAAGCAUCACCUUCUUCUUCUUUGGAAACAGCAGCUUCUCACCAAUCCUUUGCAUUCACUCUUCCCAAAAACUCUGAACUUGUUCAAGAUCUCUAUGAGAAGAUAUUCAGAAUGGCCGAAUACAUUGCUCUCAAGUAUUUAUUCGAUCCUGAAAGUGUCUAUUGCCUUAAUACAAGCAACAAAUUAGUGGAACAAGUGAAACAGAAAAUGAAAUUGCCGUGUUGGGAUUUCAUUGAUCAAGCCGAUCACUUGUUUGAUGAAGUUGUGAGUGAAUUGGUGAAAAGUGUGUUGCCUGACAUGUUCUUCCGUUUUGUGCUCUCAACUGAAUACAUGGAGAUGCAAGAACAGACUUUGCCUUUUGAAUUGUUUUCUUCGGAAUCAUCAAAACCAUCCUCACAAGCCUCCAAUAAUAUUCAUGAAACAGCACAACAUAUAUCACUUCUCCGAUCGAAUAUUAGUAAUUAUCACUUGUUAUCCAAAUUGAACCUGAGUGGUUUGCAACAACCAUGGAACCAUCCGACAAUUAUUACGCAACAUCAGAGGUUGAGUGAGGAGUUCAAUAACAAUUUGGCAGCGAAUUGUUAUUACUCUCCACUAGGAAGAAUAUCCUCUGAGAUUAGACCAGGCUAUUUUCAUUCAUCCAAUUCGCAUCAAUAA
Naegleria fowleri is the source of this 3585-nucleotide messenger RNA. RefSeq lists its product as uncharacterized. The coding region runs from base 1 to 3585 and encodes 1194 amino acids. NCBI's taxonomy places the organism in Eukaryota, Heterolobosea, Eutetramitea, Acrasida, Naegleriidae. The transcript has a single exon. The record is from RefSeq and is a predicted model, not a curated record.